AAAGCUUCCAACCGACAGUUUGAACAGUUUUGCCUCUUGUCAAUCAUUGUCAUCACGCUUCCUCCCACGCACACAUCAAUCGAAAUGGCCCGUCAACGUCGCUCUGCUGCCCCGUCCCGUCCAUCGGCUCAGCAUACCCAGACACGCCCCGCAACCACUGCGGCACACGCUCCAGCAGCUCAUCCCCCUGCGCCCGCAGCUCCUGCUCCCCCUGCCCACGUUCCUUCCGCUGCACCUCAGCAGCCGGGUAUUUUCGCCCAGAUGGCUUCGACAGCUGCUGGCGUAGCUGUUGGUAGUGCGGUUGGGCACACUAUUGGAGCUGGAUUGACCGGAAUGUUUGGUGGCGGUUCCUCAGCUCCAGCCCCUGCCGAGCAGGCACCUCCUCAGCAACACGUGCAAUCCCAGCAUUUCGCUCAGAACCAGACGGCGUUCGCCGCCUGUGAACCUGACCAGAAGGCAUUCCUCCGGUGUUUGGAUCAGAACUCAAAUGAUAUUAAUGCCUGCCAAUUCUACCUUGAUAUGUUGAAGCAGUGCCAGGCUGCCUCUCGACAGACUCUGGCCUAGGUGGUGUCCGGAUAUGGAGACAAUCUGUGUGGCAAAUUCAUAGAAGGUCGCUGGGCCGAAUAAUAUAUAAAGGGGUUUUCUGCUUUCUACUGCUCACACAUGAUAUUCAGUCGUUUUAUUCCUUCCAUCCUGCGACCUUGUCAUGUUUCUGUAAUCUCAGAAAACCUGCAUCCACUGGGAAGGGUACACGUUCCUGAGCACUGCACUUAUUAAAGAGGUUUCAAUGGUUUUGUCCCGAGCGAUGAGAAUUGAAAAUUGGAAAGUUCGUUAAGAUGACUUGUUAAAUAUUCACAAUAAACACAACUUUGUUCACUUCAUAUGCAAUCGGC
Spizellomyces punctatus DAOM BR117 is the source of this 893-nucleotide messenger RNA. RefSeq lists its product as uncharacterized. Gene Ontology annotation, biological process: mitochondrion organization. NCBI's taxonomy places the organism in Eukaryota, Fungi, Chytridiomycota, Chytridiomycetes, Spizellomycetales, Spizellomycetaceae. The transcript has 3 exons. Gene Ontology annotation, cellular component: nucleus; mitochondrion. The coding region runs from base 85 to 564 and encodes 159 amino acids. The record is from RefSeq and is a predicted model, not a curated record.